AAGAGGAGGAGAGCAUGACUGGUCCUUUGACGUGUAAUAUUUCCGCGAGGAGACGAUGAAGGAGUAGCAGCAGUAGUAGCAGCGUGUAGCACGACGCAUUCAACUCAAACCUAGCCGGGAUUUACCUGUGAGCCCCGGUCAAUAAUCUCGGUUGACGGGAGUUGACAGAAGGCAGUGUCCCUCGCUGUUCCCCCGCCUCCUCCCUGCCUCCAGCUACAGUCAUGAUCAGAGCCAUUUUAAUAUUCAACAACCAUGGGAAACCAAGGCUUUCGAAAUUUUACGAGCAUUAUAGUGAAGACACAGAGCAGCAGAUCAUCAGGGAAACCUUCCACUUGGUCUCAAAGAGAGAUGAGAACGUCUGUAAUUUCCUUGAGGGUGGAAUGUUGAUUGGAGGAUCAGACUACAAGCUGAUCUACAGACAUUAUGCCACGUUAUACUUUGUGUUUUGUGUGGACUCCUCAGAGAGUGAACUAGGAAUUUUAGACUUGAUCCAGGUAUUUGUGGAAACGCUCGACAAAUGCUUUGAGAAUGUCUGCGAACUUGAUUUAAUUUUCCAUGUAGACAAGGUACACAACAUUCUGGCAGAGAUGGUGAUGGGUGGGAUGGUCCUGGAGACAAACAUGAAUGAAAUCAUCAUGCAGGUGGAUGCUCAGAACAAAAUGGAGAAGUCUGAGGCCGGCAUUGCAGGAGCGCCUGCUCGUGCUGUAUCAGCUGUAAAGAACAUGAACCUACCAGAAAUGCCCAGAAACAUCAACAUUGGUGACAUCAGCAUAAAAGUGCCAAAUUUACCCUCCUUCAAAUAGUGGCAGUGAGAUCCUGAGUCUGCAGAUGUCAGCCAAUGUUUACUAUGAUGCAAUCUGUUUACCAAAACCUCAAAUUAUAUAACUUUUAUCAAAACUAUACAUCUUGAAGGUACUGUGUGGUUUGACACUCCUUGUUCUGGUGUUAUCGCUUUGUUUCUCCUUAUAAAUUGAAAUAAUGUUUGACAUGAUUUGUUUUGUUUUUCUGUUGGAAGGAAACUUUAAGUAUUUAUUUAUCAGUGGUACAUUCCUACUGCCUCGUUGGAGGUUGGCCCUUGACAUUCUGCUGCUGCAGUCCAGAUCUGUGUUACUUUGUAACCGAAUUUUUUCCACGUAUUGAAGUGUUUACUUAAAGGAGCAAAUGUGACAGGUAAAGGGUUGGAGCAGUCUCUUUGGCUUAGUUAUUCCAGGUGUGAGAAUACAUCAGCAGAGGAUAUUAAAUGCAACCAUUUCAAAUACCAAGAUGGAGCAAGUCUGCUACAGUAUUGACGGUGAUAUGUCAUAGCUUGAUUGUAAAAUCAGUGCGUAUAAUAAUAAAAACAACAUUAUUAUAUUGCUGUGUUACAGAAUUAUGAAAUAUAUAUGCUGAAAUAAUUUUUUUUUCUGUUCUUGUUUGUAUGCAAAAUAUUUUUAAAUAAUUUAUCAAGUCUUAUCAAAAUGAUUGGUUAAUUUUAAUCUGUGCAUGAGCCUUUUCUCUUUUUUUCAAUGUAAUAAACUAUCAAAACGU
Molecule: messenger RNA, 1527 nt
Organism: Solea solea (common sole)
Lineage: Eukaryota; Metazoa; Chordata; Actinopteri; Pleuronectiformes; Soleidae
Gene: ap3s1
Product: adaptor related protein complex 3 subunit sigma 1
Exons: 6
Coding region: 222-803 (193 amino acids)
Biological process (GO): Golgi to vacuole transport; intracellular protein transport
Cellular component (GO): AP-3 adaptor complex; membrane coat; intracellular membrane-bounded organelle
Source: RefSeq, a predicted model, not a curated record